AUGGCAAAACGCACCGCCGACGAAGAGAGCGCGGGCCCUCUAAAGGCCGGAGGGAGGCCGGACGCCAUGGAUGUCGACGACAAGCCCGCCGACAUGGGCGAGUUCGAGGACGAAUUCGAGGAUGAAUUCGAGAGCGAGGACGAGAUCAUCGAGGCUGGUGUCGAUGGUCGGCCAGAUGCCGAGCGGGAAGCUGAGGAGGCAAUGGACGUCGACCCUGCAGCCCCCGGGACCUUCAUUGUCGGCAGAACAAAACUCGAGCCUGGCCAGACUCUCUCUCCCGACCCGACGACAUACCGGAUGUUACAUAACCUGAGCACCCCGUGGCCAUGCCUCUCAUUCGACAUCAUACGCGAUGGCCUAGGCGACAACCGCAGCGUGUACCCCGCGACCAUGUACACCGUGUCCGGAACUCAGGCCGACAGCGCAAAGGCCAGCGACAACUCCAUCAUGGUCAUGAAGUUCAGCGGUCUCAGCAAAAUGCAGGGCGCCGACGGGGACGAGUCGAGCGAUGACGAAGACGAAGACGAGGAUGCUGACCCCAUUCUCGAACACAAAAGCAUUCCUCUCAACACCACGACGAACCGGAUACGAGCUCACCACACCCCAUUCCAAGACGCAUCGAAACCCCCCACCACACUUACCGCAACGAUGACCGAAUCGACCAACGUCUUGAUUCACGACAUCACUCCCCACCUUGCCUCCUUCGAUACCCCGGGUACCGUCAUCACUCCCCAACAAAACAAACCCAUCAGCACGAUUCGCGCCCACAAGUCGGAGGGAUAUGCCGUGGACUGGUCGCCGCUCCACCCCGCAGGCAAGCUCCUGACCGGCGACAACGACGGCCUGAUUUACGCCACCACACGGACCGACGGCGGCGGUUUCGUGACCGACACACGCCCCUUCCAGGGCCACACGUCCAGCGUGGAGGAGAUCCAAUGGAGCCCCUCGGAGGCGUCCGUGUUCGCGUCGGCGUCCAGCGACGGCACCAUCCGGGUGUGGGACGUGCGCAGCAAGGCCCGCAAGCCCGCGCUCUCCAUGCAGGUCAGCAACGUGGACGUGAACGUCAUGUCGUGGUCGCGGCAGACGACACAUCUACUGGCAUCGGGCGACGAUGCCGGUGUGUGGGGCGUGUGGGAUCUGCGACAGUGGAAGCCGAGCGCGGGCGGGAAUGCCGCGUCGGCGCUGCAGAGGCCGAGCCCGGUUGCAAGCUUCAAUUUCCACCAGGAGCAGAUCACCAGCAUUGAGUGGCACCCUACGGAUGACAGUAUUGUGGCGGUGUCGGCGGGCGACAACACGGUGACGUUGUGGGAUCUGGCGGUCGAGUUGGAUGAUGAAGAGAGUAAAGACACGGCGGGCGUCCAGGAUGUACCGCCGCAGCUGCUGUUCGUGCACUACCAGAACCAGGCCAAGGAAGUGCACUGGCAUCCGCAAAUACCGGGCGUGCUGGUGGCUACGGGCGAGGAGUUUAGCGUGUUUAGGACGAUCAGCGUGUAA
Molecule: messenger RNA, 1494 nt
Organism: Chaetomium globosum CBS 148.51
Lineage: Eukaryota; Fungi; Ascomycota; Sordariomycetes; Sordariales; Chaetomiaceae
Exons: 1
Coding region: 1-1494 (497 amino acids)
Molecular function (GO): protein binding
Source: RefSeq, a predicted model, not a curated record